AUGCCGGAGACCGCGUCGCCCACCAACGUGCUGCCCAAGUCGGACCCUGAUGCCAUCAAAACUGAUCAAGACGCGCCUAAGGCGGAGACCAAUGGAGAUGACGCGUUGAGCCGGAAUAUGGAUGGCAAUGAUGAAGCAAAUGGCAUUGCCACGAAUGGGGAUCAUGAGCACAACGGCCACAUCCAUGACGACGAACGACCUUUAAAGAGGCGACGCACACGAGACUCGACACCCCCUCCAAGCACGCCUAAAAAGUUCAAACCCGAGUCGCCGCCAUGGAAGAAAAUAUCUGCCGAUGGUCCGACAUCAUACACCGAGAAUGGACGUCGCAAAUCUGGCCGCAUCAACACCCUCCCGUUAGAUGAACCACCAAGCAAGGCCCGAAAUACGAGACGAUCUACUACCGGCGCAAAGUCGAAUACCCCUAAGCCGAAGGCUGAAAUCCAGUUGACUAAUGGCAACUCGAGAAAGAUGCCAAACGGCUCACACAAAGCUAGCCCCGCCACCAAAGCUCCCUCGAGGCAAACACCCGCAUCGACUCCAAAAUCUGCAUUAAAGAAACCUGCGACAGAAACUCGAACUUCUUCCCGCUCUACUCGACGUCGAAGCCCUUCUCCGCCUUCUAGAAACACGACCAGAUCCCGAAGAUCGGCACGAUUUAACGAUGCUUCUAUUGCAGAUAACGCCAUACAAGACUCGAGACAUCCCUCUCGCAAUGGGACCAAUCGAUCUCCCCGCAUAAAAUUACGAGUCGGACGAUCUGGCGAUAUUCCUCUUGUCCAUCCUGAUCAGGUUCGCAAAAAGCCUAAGAUCGGCACCAGUUUUGAAGACUUUUGGACUCGAGGUGGGGAAAUACCUGUUGAGGAUGGUGGACUGCAAGCUUCCGAAGAUGGACCCCAGUAUACCAAUGAAAUGGCCGAGAAAGAUGCUCGUGUCAUCCUUCGAAUUGAGAAGGAAGUUGAAGAUGGCGGGAUGCUGUCACAGGGACGAUGCUCAGUAUUUCUCCCGGAGCCGGCGGAAGAGCCUCCUCGACAAUGGGCUCGACAAGAUCAUAUGGUGAAAGCUAUGACGAAUUUCCGGAAACUCAUGCUGGCGGAGCAACAACGGCAUCGACUGGCGGCAAAGAAGGUAGCUGAGGCCUGUAGGGACGAGUGGUUGAGACGUCAACCUAAAUCAGAAGAGGAGAUUGAAGCCGAGCAGCGGACUUUAUGGAUAUCUCGGUACCGCCUUGUUAUUAAAGUGCUCUUUGGUACAUGGGAGAAUGUUCGCGCCGAAGUCAAUCGCCGACGGUUGGCCGAGUGGGAGCAGGAGGAGCAAAGGAGAGUAAAGGCAGCUCUCAACGAAGCCGUGAAUCUUUCAGAGCAAAAGCUUCAAGCCCGCAGGACAGGAUUGGACUCGGAGCAGCUCUCAGAAGAGGAGGAAGAUGGAUUUGAUGAUCUAAGUGACGACAUGAGCAUGGCCGACGAUGACGACCUUGGCCUUGCCUCAGGAGAAGACGAAGAUAAUGAGGAUGAGGAAGCCGACAGCGAGAUAAUGUCAUCAGACGAGGAAGAAGGCGACGACGACGAGGAUCAGAAGGAUGUUGGUGAUGAAAACCUGACACAGGAACAGCUACAAGCGAAAUAUGCCCAUGUGCCUGAACUCGAGAAGUCUUCAGCGGACGUCGAAACGCCAACCGAACCCAACCAAGACGACACGGAUGCAGUUGAGACUGCGCAAGUAACUGCGACCGAGAAUGCCGAGACGAGUGAUGAGUCUGUUGAUAUGGAUGACGAUAUGGGAUCGACCGAUAUGGACAACAGUGAGGAAGUUGACGACGACGAAUCAGAGGAUGAAUCGGACGAAGACGCGGGCGGCCUUCUGGGACUUCUUUUUGGCAAGUCUGAGCUGAAAAAGAUGAACAGUGAGGCUGUUGUGGAAGUACCUGUUGACCAGAACGAGAAGUCUGAGAUAUCCGAGAAAGCCGCAGACGCGACACCAGAGUCAGAGAUCGAUGAAGACGAUGAGAUGUCUUUGAUUGUGAUGCCCAAACCAGAACCCUCCGAACCUACAGAGGAAAACCACAACACAUCGAAUCCAGACAACGAACAAAUACCAGAAGACCCAGUUGAUGCAGACGACAUGGCAUUGGACUCACCAACAAAAGAUGUACCCGAAAUUAACGAUGCGCUCCCCGAGGCACAUCCAGUUGAGGACAAUGAGGUGGUAAUGACUGGUACCAAUGCAGAACAGCCUAAUGAGGAGCAAGCUUUAAUUACAAGCCCUCUCAAGAAGCACCACAGCCCGGCAACUGAGCCAGUCACGAACCCGCCUAGUCGCGCUCACAGCAUGUCGCCCCCUCCUACAUCCGAAACUAAGCCAUCGGAAUUCGACACCGCAUCCUCUGGAGAAAUGGUUGUGGAUAAACCUGGAACCAGUCGCUCUGCUUCACCGCAGCCAUCAUCGAACCACAAGAUCGAAGUGCCGUUCCUUCUCAGAGGAACUUUACGAGAGUAUCAGCGCGACGGUCUCGAUUGGUUGGCAGGUCUCUACGCCAACAACACGAACGGUAUUCUUGCUGAUGAAAUGGGUCUGGGUAAGACGAUUCAAACAAUCGCCCUGCUUGCACAUCUAGCGUGCCAACACGAGGUUUGGGGACCGCAUCUUGUGGUCGUGCCCACUAGUGUCAUGCUCAAUUGGGAAAUGGAGUUCAAGAAAUGGUGCCCAGGUUUCAAGAUUCUGGCAUACUACGGUUCCCAGGAAGAAAGAAAACGCAAGAGACAAGGUUGGAAUAAUGACGAUGUGUGGAAUGUUUGUAUUACUUCAUAUCAACUCGUCCUUCAAGAUCAGCAAGUGUUCAAGCGGCGACGUUGGCAUUACAUGAUCCUUGACGAAGCACACAACAUCAAGAACUUCAAGUCUCAAAGAUGGCAGACCUUGCUGGGAUUUAACACACAAGCCAGACUUUUACUUACUGGCACACCUCUUCAGAACAACCUCACUGAGCUUUGGUCACUCCUCUUCUUCCUCAUGCCGGCUGAGAACGGGGUAGGCGGGUUUGCCGAUUUACAAGAGUUUCACGACUGGUUUGCCAAGCCGGAAUCUCAGAUUUUGGAGAGUGGAAGAGAGCAAAUGGACGAUGAGGCGAGAGCGAUCAUCUCGAAACUGCACAAGGUUCUGCGACCUUAUUUAUUACGUCGCCUCAAGGCCGAUGUCGAGAAGCAGAUGCCUGGCAAAUACGAGCACGUCGAGUUUUGUCGUCUCUCAAAACGACAGCGUGAACUCUACGAUGGGUUCCUCUCUCGGAACGAUACCAAAGCAACUCUAAAUUCCGGAAACUAUCUGUCCAUCAUCAACUGUCUAAUGCAAUUGCGAAAAGUCUGCAAUCACCCGGAUCUCUUCGUCGACCGGCCGAUCAUGACUUCCUUUCGCAUGCAAAAGUCCAUCGUCUCGGACUACGACGUAGUUGACCAACGGGUGCAGAGACUACUCCGAGAUCCCAAUCCUAUGAAGGAAACCAGUCUGAGCUUUCUCAAUCUCAUUCCCACGCAGUCCGAAAACCUUUCCACCACACAAGCUGAGCGAAUCUCACAGUUGAGCUCACGUCGUGCGUUGAUGGAUUUACGAGAGGCCCAAAGAGCUCGCGCUCAACAAGCCCACACCAACCUCGAUCCCUCGACAGUCGCAUCAAACAUUGCAUACCUGGAGAGUGGCGCCAGGUGGGGACGUUUUGAAGAACUACAGCACUGCGUCUACAUAAAUGCGUUGCGUCGCCAGAAGAAACCGAUUUAUGGCAAGAACUUGAUAGAGUUGAUGACUCUUGGUACCGAUAAAAGACCUUACAAGCCACGUCCCAAGGUUCCCCGCCAGGUUAUGGCUUGGUUUGAAGAAGAAUCUACACUAAUACAAUCCUUGAUACCCACGGUCAACCAACGUGCCGACAGCUUCAAAACGACCAUUGAGAAGUUCUCAUGUGUUACACCAGCGGUUGUGACCAGAGAUAUGGAGCAGUUCGUCCUCGGCCGUAAGGGUGUGGUGGCUUUCACUGAAGAGGACCUCAAACUCUCAGCGCCUGUCCGGUGGGCGCCAUUUCUACCUAAGGAAGCGCCUCCAGAUCCUUGGCACGAGGGUCGUAUGCGACUUAGCAUUCAAUUCCCUGACAGACGUUUGUUGCAAUACGACUGUGGAAAGCUCCAAAUUUUGGAGAAGCUACUGCGAAAACUUCAAGCUGGUGGCCAUCGCGCUCUCAUCUUUACACAAAUGACCAAGGUCUUGGACAUUCUGGAACAGUUCCUGAACAUCCAUGGCCACAAGUACCUUCGCUUGGAUGGUGCUACGAAGGUGGAACAACGCCAGAUUCUCACCGAUCGAUUCAACAACGACCCUCGAAUCCUCUGCUUUAUCUUGUCAACUCGUUCAGGAGGUCUCGGCAUUAACCUAACAGGUGCUGAUACUGUUAUUUUUUACGAUCAAGACUGGAACCCUGCCAUGGACAAGCAAUGUCAAGACAGAUGCCAUCGUAUUGGACAGACUCGCGACGUUCACAUCUACCGCUUGGUCAGUGAGCACACAAUUGAGGCCAACAUUCUUCGAAAAGCUUCGCAAAAGCAGAUGCUGGAUGAUGUGGUCAUUCAAGAAGGAGAGUUUACCACGGAUUACUUCAACAAAAUCUCUGUAAGGGACGUUCUCAGCGAAAAGUUGGACUCGAAAAGCGAAGGCGUGGAUGCUGCAGAUGCCGCAUUGGACAGAGUACUUGGCGGACCUGACACCAACACUGAUCAAAGGAGAGUUGGUCGGGCACUCGAGCAGGCGGAAGACAGAGAGGACGUGGCAGCAGCCCGCGUCGCGGAGAAAGAGAUCCAAGCCGACGACGCUGAUUUCAUUGAGAAGCCUAGUAACAAUGCUUCCGGUACAUCAACAGCGAGACAAGGAACCCCAGCUGGCAAGUCUGUUCUGGACGGCGGACUGGAUGAGAUUGACACUCCAGUGGAAGAAGAUUUGGAAUACAACGCAUGGGGUGACAGGAUGCGCACCAUCGACGACUACAUGCUCAGCACAAUGGCAGAGCACCUCAAAGACACCAAGCUUGAACUCCCCAAGGACAAAAAGAAGGGGAAGAAGAAGGGCAAAGACACACGCAAACGAUAA
Fusarium sp. VM40 is the source of this 5127-nucleotide messenger RNA. NCBI's taxonomy places the organism in Eukaryota, Fungi, Ascomycota, Sordariomycetes, Hypocreales, Nectriaceae. The record is from the annotation of a GenBank genome assembly.